Pipistrellus kuhlii (Kuhl's pipistrelle) is the source of this 1379-nucleotide messenger RNA. It is a transcript of the gene TMEM144, whose product is annotated as transmembrane protein 144. Gene Ontology annotation, cellular component: membrane. The record is from RefSeq and is a predicted model, not a curated record. Gene Ontology annotation, biological process: carbohydrate transmembrane transport. Lineage: Eukaryota; Metazoa; Chordata; Mammalia; Chiroptera; Vespertilionidae. Gene Ontology annotation, molecular function: carbohydrate transmembrane transporter activity.
CCUUGCUCUGUGCUUACUAGUAGGUAACUGUCCAAGAAGGAAGUAAGGCUGGCGAGGUGCCUGGAGGGCAGGAGUGAGGUUGGUGCAGGCUCCGCACCAGCAGCCAUCAGCGCUGUGGAGGAGGAUCACGGGGUUGCUGAGCAGGUGGGAGUUUUAGCCGCUAGCCCAAAGCGCAAAGCUCUUGAAAAUUGCAUCAAGUCUAAAGUGAACUAGCUCCCUCCCAGGCAGAACUAUAACCAUGAGCAACAACAGAACAGACGUAACCCUUAAUUUUAUUUCUUCUUCUAUAGCUAUCCUUUUGUUUGGCUCAAACUAUGUACCACUUAAAAAAUUUCUUUUAUUUCCAGGAAUGUUUCUCCAGUGGGUGCUUUGUGCGGCUAUAUGGUUGGCUGCCUUGGUGGCCAAUCUGAUAUUACAUUGCCCUAAAUUUUGGCCUUUUGCAAGGCUGGAGGGCUGCAUUUGGGUAACUGGGAACAUUGCUGUUGUCCCAGUGAUGAAAAACACUGGUUUAGGUCUUGGUCUCUUAAUCUGGGAAUCAUUUCAUGCCACUGGUUGGACAAGCUCAAGGUUUGGCUGGUUUGGAAAGGAUGCAAAAGUAGCAAAACCACUGCUAAAUUACUUGGGCGUUGGGCUAUCAAAAUAUUGCUUUCAAUCAAGAUUAAUAGUAAUUAUUUGUUUUUUAAGGGACUGCAGUCUUGCAGUGAUAUUGCGAAUACUCUAUAGAUCCACAUUUAUGCCAAUCAUUUAUAUCAAGGACCACAGCAAAAGAAAUGAUAGUAUAUAUGCAGGGGAAAGCCAGUAUGAUUUAGACUAUGUUUGCAUCUUUCUUACAAGUACCAUCUACUUUCUGGCUUACUGUAUAGCCAUGAAAAAUAAUCCCAAAUUAUAUCCUGAAGCAGUCUUGCCAGGAUUUCUAUUGGGAAUACUGUGGGCAAUAGCCACCUGCCACUGGUUCAUCACUAAUCACUCUCUCAGCACUGUGGUCAGUUUUCCCAUAGGUGCAGGAUUUGUAGUUACAAUGUGCGGAGUCUUCAUGCUUAAAGAAAUACAGGGUCAAAAAAACUACCUAUUAAUAAUAUUUGCAUUUUGCAUCAUCUUGACUGGAGCAUUGUCCACUGCUUUUUCUAAAAUCUAGGAACCACAUGACCAGCAGGUGGCAGCAGGGAUUAAGAGGAGGCCUCUCCUGAACAGUAGACAGAUUAUGCUGAGAACAGAGAUCAUUUUCAUACCACAAAUGGAUCUCAACUCAUACUGGAGUGAGUAAAUUAUUAUUUUUUCAUAAAUAUGAGAAUGAAAGAAAACAUUUACAGUCAAGUACAAAAAUGAAGAAUUCUUCUGAUGAACUAUUUGUGAAGGUAGGACUUAACGGGUGAGUCUAA